UGAGCCCCACGCCCUCGCCCGGCUUCACGCCCCGCGCCAGCUCCUCCUCGAGCGUCUCCUCGCAGAGAAGUUUUCCUAAAAUAUUUCAGACAUUUAAGAAAGACGUGUCUAAAAGGAGUUUAGAUGGGUAAGAAAAUGUUUUCCGUUUUCUUUUUUUUUUUUUGAAGCUGAUGAUGUUUACAUUUUGUAUAAAUGUCAGGAAGUAGACUAAAAUCAUCCAGGGCAUUUGCAACUAAUUCAUUCAAACAUUCAAAAAGGUUUUUUUUUUUUAAAAAAAAGUCUACACUGUUAGACACUGGAGGAGAGAGAGACCAGGGCCCCUGCCGGUCUCCAGCCUAUUACCCACUUUUGAGACAACCUGUCACUGGUUACCAUAACAUGAGAUACACCUGUGCGCCGUGUGCACAAUGGUAAGUGCUGUGAACUUUUAAAGUCUUAAGCAUAAGGAGAAUUGUUCUGUCCCAUUACAUGUUUUUAUUUAUCCUUUUAGUUUAAUGUUUUAGUAAAAGAUAAUAUAUGCACAUGAUUAAAACAUUAAAAAUAUACAAAGGUAUAAAAUUAAAAAUCGCCACGCCCUCCUCCACCCCUGCUCCACUCCCCAGAGUUCACACACUCUUAACAGUUUUGUUUCCAGGAUAAUUUUAAAUCGCAUAUUUUCAUUCCUUGAUUUAUCAAUUUUUGAUACAACUACUGACUUCCUCCCGCGAAAGAUGAGGAAUGUAGCUCAUGCUACAGCCCCACCCUCUCCAUUUUUGGUCAUUGUAUUACUUUUAGUUUAGGACCUUUAUUUUAACCUCUAGGAUUUUAAAGUAUUUAAACCUCUACUUCUUGAUUUAUCAAUUUUAGUGACUAUCUAUUAACUCUAUUAUGAAAAGUUAACACAUUAAUGCAUUUCUACUUCCUUCUAGCUCUCCUCACUCUUCCUCUCCCAAUUAACAAUGAAUUAUAUAUAUUAUAUAACAAACUAUAUUGAAAUAUGUGGUAUAUAUUCAUAUAAAGUCAUAUUACUUUGCCAAGUUUUCUUAUGUUUGUAUUUUGUUUCAUAAUUAUAAUGAACUCAGUGCUUUGGGUACAGAUUGAUUCUAAAAAUUGAAAACCAAUAAACAACAUUUGUAAUUUCAUGCUAAAGAACCCAAAAGUGUGACUGAAUUCAUGCACAAGAAAAGGAAAUCCUAUGUCUGCAAAACUUGGCUCCCGAAGGAAGAACUGUUCAACUCUCCUGCUGUUUUCAGUUGUCUUCGAUCUUUCUGAGUUGGGCCCAAUGACCACACUUUCUUGAUUCCCAUAUUGCUUUCUUUCUUUAAUUCCUUUUUUUUUUUUCUGGAGAAACUCUGCAGAAAUUAUUUCAUGUAGAUCUAAUGGGUAGUCAAAUUUCUGAGUUCUUGCUAUCUGGAAAUUUCUUCAUUUUGCCUCCAUACUUUGUUAAUAAUACAACAUGGCAUAAAAACAUAGGUUUACCACCAUUUUCCCCCAGGGCCAUUGCUCCAUUGUCUUCUAGAAUCCAGUACUGCUUAGGCUGAUUCCCAAACACUUCUGAGAUUUGAUUAUUUCCUCCCCUCAGUGUCUGUAGUUUCUUCUGAGCCUCCUGCUGCAUGGCCGUUGGACCUCUUGGAUAUGGUCAAGAUUUUUGGUGUUCACAUGCGACCGUGCAGCCCUUGCACAGCACUUUUUAUUUCAGGAUUCAUAUUUGUAAUUUCCAAGAAGGUUCUUGUUCACUGAUUGUUGCUGUUCAAAUAGUUGGGUUUUGUCUUUGAAAUCUCUUUAAGGGUACUCAUAAUAUACUACAGUUCUCCUCUGUUCUGUGUAUUUCUUCCUUUUUCUCUCGGGAUCUGGUGUUCCGUUUGUUUAUCUUGGUCCUUUCCUUCCACGCUCCUGGUUCUCCUCCAGCGACUGGUAAUCCUUGGUUAUCCAUUUGUAUUUAUAAAUGAAUGAAUGGUAGCUAGAACGGAGGCCUUCCACAGCUGAGAGGUUCCCCUUCCCGAAGGGCUGCCUGGAGGGUUGACUGAGGGGGUGGGGCCCAUGUCAGAGCCAGCUUCCUGGGGGCUGUCGGCGGGAGCAGGCAAGCUGGGCGACCCACAUAACUAGAGUUAGGAUAAGGACACUUCACUGGGGGUUGGAGUUCUCUAGGCAUUUCUUUCCCAGGUGGAAUGUCACUUCCCCCUUUCUUAUCCAAGCCUGCUGGGCAGGGCCCGAGAAACUUCAGACUGCGCUCUGCUUCCCUGAGAGGCCUCAAACCUCCCCGGAAGGCUGCCCACCCUUUUUAGAAAGCGGUUCUUUGGGCUUCCUCUACAAAUACAGACAACUGCUGCCAAGUGCCCUGGAGCAGGGGACAAGAAGGGGCUGCCGGCCACCUGUUCCAGCCUCACCCCGUGAACUCCUCUGGUGACAGUCCUGGACCCCUCCUCUCUGCAUCCAGCUGAGUCUGAGCUAGCAGCUUCUCCUGAGUUCCCUUCAAGAACUUACUCUCCUCUCUCAUCUUGAGCUACGAUGUUCUCCCUUCUGUUUUCUAUCAGCCUAAGGCCAUUUAUUUUCUUCCUUUUAAGGUCGUCUUCAAUAUUACUUGUCUACUGAUGACGCCUGUCUUGUCUUCUAGGGCUAUUUUUCCUGGUUGGUUCGUUUUUAAGUGUUCGUUAUUUCAGCAAGACAUGGAAAAGAAGGGAAGGAGGGUUGUGAGCUCGGCUGCCAUCUUGACCUGGACUUCCUAUUAUCUGGGAACCUCUCUUUUCUAGAUCAGGUUCUUAAUUUCUCCUCAUAAAUCUUCCUAAGAAGAUGCCUCUUUUAUAUUUCGAAGCGUUCUCUGGUGAAUUUGGUGAGAGAGUGUUUUUAAGAAGAUCUAUCCUAAAAAGUCAUAAAAAUGCAACCGAUAUUGAUUCAACUUCUAUUUUUAAUUGCCCUGUUACUAUUCUAGUUGCAAAUGGGGCAAACUGGAGGAGGCAGAUGCCUGUGGAGAAGCACAGGUUUUGGAGCUGAGCAGGUCCGGGUUCCGUCUGCGUGGGCCGCGCGUGACUCGAGCUUCCCUGGACCCUCAGUUUCCUGGCCUGUAGAAAGGGAAUACUGUCACCUGCCUUGAGGGGCUUUUGUAAAGAUAAAGGAAAUGAUGGGAGUAAAGCAACUACUGUGUACCUACUACCACACAGUCAGUUCUCAGUAAACAUUCCCUUUGUUAUUGUCCUUGGUCGUCUGCCAUCUUUACACAGAAUUUUGGAAACCAUCUUUAGAGCUGGUUUAAGGAAAGCAGAGAGACCUAGAUGAAUAGCAUACUGACCGUGUUAACUGUUGAAUUGGAAACAGCAAGCAUUAAGUGUUGUCUGGGAACUGCUCUGUCAUGUUCCCUUCCUCCUGGUCCCUGUCACACGUCUCUCUGGGAGCCUGGAUAGACAGCGCUCCCUCAGAGACUUCACAGGUGGCUUCGGCAGAUAGUUCUUCGCGUGUUACAGGACACGGUCGUUCCAGAAUUAGAACACCCCACUGCCGCAGUGUGCCAGGGAACGAAGCAUCCAAAAGGGGAGGUGGAGACAGCAGAGAACUGAGAAGCGUGAAAAAGUGACAAUCCUGAAAUUGACUACAUUAUUUGGAAAACUUUUGUUUGAUGAUUUUAGAAGAUCCAGCAAAUUAUUACCAAAAUAUUGAAAUUCAAAGCGGUAAAGGAACUUGAAAAGCACUAGUUAUUGCUCACUUGUUGCCCGUGACAGUCAUCUUCACUGGUAGAAGUCAGUAAGUUCCUGCCUUCCCAUCGUGUUGAUGAUAACUCAACUCGUUAAACCACUUGUAGAAAGAAUCCCGACUGUUUAGCUACAGUGCAUUCAACUUCAGCCCUGGAGAAAGAGUUUGGAUUGUGUUUAACCUAUUUAAAAUGAACAAUAUGUUCUCGUUUAGAUUCAAGUAAAUGUUUAAACACACACACCAUCACUGCCACCACCACCAUCACACAUGCGCAGACAGAGUGGUAGUAAUUUACUCCCUGAGGGAAAUAAUACAGGAUUGGGAGCCCCUGGGAUUCAGAAAGGAGUAUUUUCCAGAGAACAGAUAUGAUGUAAACACACUGGGCCUGAAUAUACUGAGGAGAUAUGAACGGAAGAAAAUAUUUCAAAGAAACAGAAAUCCGGAUCUGGAGUAUCUUUCCCAGUUUUUAUUCAAGAAUUCCGAUAUCAGUACAAACAGAAGAAAGCUGGCUUCGAGAAUUGUCUAGCAAAAGGCAGCAGAGGAAGAAACUGCCCUCUGUGAUGAGGGAGCCUGAACCUGAAAACCCACCUGCUCAGAUAAGAGGAAAAUGGGUAAUUAAUCCAGAAGAGCCAAAUCUAAAUAUUUUAUGUGAGCUGGAGUUUGAGGAAGACUUUAUAAGACUGUUCGAGCCUUCUCUGAGAACACUGCCCAGCAUCGGGCCUCCGUCCAUUCUGGCAUUCAAACGGGAGACUUCCAAUUUAGACAUUAAGUUCAAGGAAGAAGACGAAGAGCUGUCGCCCAAGUGUGAAUUCUGUGGGAGCGAUCUAAGAACCUUUCUUUCCAAUGUGGACGUCUCCGCCGACAACAGUGGCUCUGAGUGGACAGAACAUGCCUCCUGUUGCGAUUACUUCCAAAACCUGCUGGACUACAUCUAUGAGGAAAAACAAAACAUCCCAAGCUCUGAAGCCGAGUUGAUCUGCAUCAACCCUCAUGCAGCCCAUGGCAGUGAGACGGACAGGCUCAAAGCAAAGGAGAAAGCCCUGCGGAGAAAACAGGAGCGACAAAUGGCCAAACAUCUUUCAAUAAUAGCAACUCAACAGCCGAAUGUCCCUGAAGACGAUCCAAAGCACUUAAAAACAAUUUCUUAUCAACUUUCCGCGGAUAUUCCAGAAAAAAAGCCAAGUGAUGACAGACUAUUUGAUUUCCAACUAGACCAAAAAGACGUAUCCAUUGUUUGUUGUGAUUCCAGGAUAGCGUGUGGAAAGAUCGUGAGGAAUGAGCUUUUAGAGAAGAAUUACAAACAUGGGAGCAAGUUUCUGACUUCGUUUCCAGAUGGGACAACGCAGAUAUUCUAUCCAUCUGGAAACCUGGCCAUCAUUCGAGUGCCCAACAAGACAAAUGGUUUCACUUGUAUAGUCCAAGAAGACAUGCCCACUAACCCCGCGAUCCUGGCAGUGCUGGAUUCUUCUGGCAGAAGUUCCUGCUAUCAUCCCAAUGGAAAUGUCUGGGUGUACAUCAAUAUCUUGGGAGGUCAAUAUUCGGAUCAAGCUGGCAACAGAGUGAGGGCUUGGAACUGGUCCAGUGCUGUCGCUUCCUCCCACUUCGUCUCAUUUAAACCCGUCUUUCUGGCUCUGAACCACUAUGUCGGCGUUCGCAUCUUAGAACAAGACAAGGUUUCCAUCACUUUUCUAGCGAUGGGCCAACAGGCAAGAAUCAGCGUCGGCACCAAAGUGAAGCUCCAGAACCCGGAGGAGAUCCCGGUGCUCCGGUACCUGAACCAGGACGACCUGCUCCUGCUGGCCAGUCUCAUCAAGAUCCGGCGCCUGUUCCACAAGCUGGAGGGCUGCGCGCUCUUCCCCUCCAGCCAGGCGUGGGACAGGCUGCAGCAGCCUGCCUACCUCUCUUGCCUUGCUGUGAGACUCCUCGCCCUCUGCCACAACUCCGGCAUGAGGCAGGACACCAUAACCACCAUAGCAGCUAUAAUAAACGAGAAGAUUUAGCCAAG
Molecule: messenger RNA, 5668 nt
Organism: Equus caballus (horse)
Lineage: Eukaryota; Metazoa; Chordata; Mammalia; Perissodactyla; Equidae
Source: RefSeq, a predicted model, not a curated record